CCAAUGCAUUCUGGUGCCGUCCCCGCUCUUCUGUUGGGAUCCACCGCUAACGUGAAGCUGUGGUGAAGACCCAGAGUUCCUUCAGACAUGUCCGUGAGGGAGUCCUUUAACCCUGAAAGCUAUGAGCUGGACAAGAACUUCAGGCUCACACGCUUUGCUGAGCUCAAAGGCACAGGCUGCAAGGUGCCACAAGAAGUUUUACAGAAGCUGCUAGAAACCCUACAGGAGAACCACUAUCAAGAGGAUGAACAGUUCCUGGGGGCAGUUAUGCCCCGAUUAGGCAUAGGCAUGGACACGUGUGUGAUCCCCCUCAGACAUGGAGGCCUUUCUCUGGUCCAGACAACAGAUUACAUCUACCCCAUUGUGGAUGACCCCUACAUGAUGGGAAGAAUUGCUUGUGCCAAUGUUUUAAGUGACCUGUAUGCCAUGGGAGUGACAGAGUGCGACAACAUGUUGAUGCUUCUGGGGGUCAGCAACAAAAUGUCAGAAAAGGAGAGAGACAAAGUCAUGCCACUGAUCAUCCAGGGAUUCAAGGAUGCAUCAGAGGAAGCCGGCACAUCUGUAACAGGAGGACAGACGGUGCUCAACCCCUGGGUGGUGAUGGGAGGAGUUGCUACAACAGUCUGUCAGCCAAACGAAUUUAUCAUGCCGGACAACGCAGUGCCAGGAGACGUUUUGGUGUUGACCAAGCCACUCGGAACACAAGUAGCAGUUGCAGUGCACCAGUGGCUAGAUAUUCCUGAGAAGUGGAACAAGAUCAAGCUGGUGGUUACACAGGAAGACGUAGAGCUUGCCUACCAUGAAGCCAUGAUGAACAUGGCUCGGCUCAACAGAACAGCGGCCGGUCUCAUGCACACUUUCAACGCUCACGCAGCCACUGACAUCACAGGGUUCGGCAUCCUUGGCCAUGCUCAGACGUUGGCACGGCAACAACGAAGUGAGGUGUCAUUCGUCAUCCACAACCUCCCAGUACUCGCCAAGAUGGCCGCUGUGUCAAAGGCCUGCGGGAACAUGUUUGGACUCAUGCACGGCACCUGCCCUGAAACAUCAGGAGGCCUGCUCAUCUGUCUGCCUCGGGAACAGGCGGCCCGCUUCUGUGCCGAAAUCAAAUCUCCAAAAUACGGCGAGGGCCACCAAGCGUGGAUCAUUGGAAUUGUAGAGAAAGGAAACCGCACUGCUCGCAUCAUCGACAAACCGCGGAUCAUAGAGGUGGCACCGCAAGCAGCCACGCAGAAUGUCAACCCAACUCCUGGUGCAACUUCUUAAUCCUCCUUUGCCGCAUCAUAGACCGGAACCCAAAAGCUCUGCCGAGUGUUUUUAGACACAUAAACUUCAAAACCAUCCUAGAGUGUUGAAAUAUAUACACACAAUAGUAUGUACACAGAAAAGACUGGAUUGGCGUGUAUCUUCAUGAAAAACAGCCCCACACAGUGGCCAAAGGGGCACGUCAUCACCCGUGGACUCAACCUGCAGUAUCCCCACGAUAAAAAAUUGAUAAGACUUAGUGCAUACUUAAAAUCCAUUUGCCUUUUGUGUCCGUUGUAUUCUGUUAUGUUUAAUGUGCGCGAUUGGCAGGCAGCUUCUGACAAGAGAGUUAUGAUGAUGAAGACAAUAAUGCAAUACGGUUGAUUCAUUUUGAAUCUUAGGAAGUCUGGUGUCUGUUGCCUCUUUUGGUCCUUUAAAUUUGCUCUCAUCAAGCAAGCGGACCGUGUGAUGGUGUUUUUGUUUGUCCAUUCACUUUGUACAGUUAUAAAGCGUAGUUUUAGUUCAUUGCUGUUAACUGAUGCCUUGAAAGAAGCGGGAGUGUGACCAGAAUGGUUUGUUUUUUAUUACUUUGACUUUUUGUAUUGUCCCCACCAAAACUAAUAAAUAUUCAAAUUGCCACUCAUGUUGAUGGAAUAAGUCACAUGUAACACGAUCUACUUACAUCAUAGAACUCCAGAUUGAUAUUUUUUUUACAUAAAUAAUUUGUGUUGCUUUAUUGUGCUUUGACUUGAAGUCAUAGAUAAGAAAAAAAAAUCUGCAUACCCCUCAGGAGAUGAAUCUUCUUCCAUCUGAAUUCCUAACAUGUCAUCAUAUUUAAGGUAGUAUGGUGUAUAGAGUUUGCAUUAUGUGGUCACACAGUUGUGCAACUGUAAAAAGCACUCUUAUUGGUGAGUUUGUUGCCUGUUGCCUUUGUUCGAGAUCAGGUGCAUUAAGUUUUGCUCUCCUAAUGCCGCUGCGAACAGUCGGACUAACUGUUAUGAAGCCUCCAGCUGAUCAAAGUCCAGAUCAUUUUUGUUUGUCCUAACAGCCUGAAUGAAUCUGGAAGGCCUCUGUAAAUGUUCAUAUAGAUAUCAGGAACAAGAUACGACCUCCACCCCACCUCUUAAAAUAAACGUCUCUUAUAAAA
Messenger RNA from Plectropomus leopardus (leopard coralgrouper), 2392 nucleotides. It is a transcript of the gene sephs1, whose product is annotated as selenophosphate synthetase 1. NCBI's taxonomy places the organism in Eukaryota, Metazoa, Chordata, Actinopteri, Perciformes, Serranidae. Gene Ontology annotation, molecular function: ATP binding; selenide, water dikinase activity. The record is from RefSeq and is a predicted model, not a curated record. Gene Ontology annotation, cellular component: cytoplasm. Gene Ontology annotation, biological process: L-selenocysteine biosynthetic process.